This is a messenger RNA of Umbelopsis ramanniana AG, 1711 nucleotides long. RefSeq lists its product as uncharacterized. The coding region runs from base 49 to 1530 and encodes 493 amino acids. Gene Ontology annotation, molecular function: RNA binding; ATP binding; tyrosine-tRNA ligase activity. Gene Ontology annotation, cellular component: mitochondrion; cytosol. NCBI's taxonomy places the organism in Eukaryota, Fungi, Mucoromycota, Umbelopsidomycetes, Umbelopsidales, Umbelopsidaceae. Gene Ontology annotation, biological process: tyrosyl-tRNA aminoacylation. The transcript has 8 exons. The record is from RefSeq and is a predicted model, not a curated record.
AGCAUCCCAAAAAAUUCAGGUGCCUGAGCGUUGACAGCUUCAAUUGACAUGAGAGCCGUUUCAAAGCUAAAUGUUGAGACUCUGUUUCGAGGAAGAAUAAGUCUACUUCCUCAACAAUCAAAUAGUAGAAUACGAUUUUUUCAUUCAACGACCUUGACUCGCAAUGUGAUUUCCAACAUGACCGGCAGAGGACUUGUUGCGUCGUUGACCAGUUCUGAUGUCGAGAAGCACACGCAAAACAAAACUGCCAUUUAUUGCGGUGUAGAUCCCACUGCUAGAAGUUUGCAUCUCGGUAACCUGGUCACUUUUAUGGGCUUACUUCACUUCCAUAUUACCGGACAUCAAGCAAUCGCUCUGAUCGGAAGUGCAACGGGCACAAUUGGCGACCCUUCAGGAAGACAAUCAGAACGAGUUCCACUAUCACAGGAAGCAAUUGACGAUAACAGCUCGAACAUUACUCAACAAAUACAUCGUUUUUUUGAAAAUGGUUCAGCAUAUGCUAAAAGAAGAGGGUGGUUGAGCAAGGAAACCGAACAGUACACUCCAAAAGUACUCAACAAUAUUGAGUGGUUCAAGGGUAUGAGCGCCAUGGAGUUCAUUGGUGACGUUGGAAGAUAUGCCCGUGUGACGCAAAUGCUCGCACGCGAAAGUGUCAAAGCUCGCUUGGAUAGCGAACAUGGAAUUAGCUUUACAGAAUUUGCAUAUCAAUUACUACAAGCUUAUGAUUUUUGGUACCUUUACCACAACCAUUCUUGUCGCAUACAGCUGGGAGGAAGCGACCAAUGGGGCAACAUUACAGCCGGUAUAGACAUGAUCCACAAGAAGAAGCCAAACUCCACGACACUACACGUUCCAGCCAGCCAAGAUGAUCAAGAAACAAGACGGUUAGAAGAUCGCGCCUUUGGUGUCACUAUACCUUUGUUGUUGAACUCCAAAGGAGAGAAGUUUGGAAAGUCAGCAGGCAAUGCUGUAUGGAUUGACGAAACCAUGACUACUCUGUUUGAUUUUUACCAAUUCUUCGUUAAGACGGCCGACGAAGAUGUCGAACGCUACCUGCCCUUGUUUACUCUUUUGAGCCCUGACGAAAUUAAAUCGUUAAUGCAUGAACAUAAGCAAAACCCGGAAAAGCGUAUUGCUCAACAUAAGCUUGCAGAUGAAGUCACAGAACUUGUGCACGGUCUUGAAAGCGUAAGCAAAGCAAAGACUGCCACCAAGGUCUUGUUCGGUGGGGAUUUACAAGAAAUCGGAGCCGAUAAUAUUAUUCAAGCUUUUGCCCACGACAGUCAACGCUUACGUGCUGCUAAGCGUGAUCAGGUCCUUGACGUUGGACUUGAUGCUAUUGCAGUUUUGGCUGGUGCAACCCGAUCAAAGUCUGAGACGCAAAAAUUGAUCAAGUCCGGAGGUGUUUACUUGAACAAUGUGAAAGUAACCGACCCACGAGUCAAAUUACAACCCACUGACCUCCUGAAUGACAAGUUAUGCGUGCUUCGAGUCGGCAAGAGUUCAUACCAUAUUCUCCAUGUGGAGUAAGCCAUAUGAUUACAGUAUCGUAUACUACUUGAGGCAACAAAUCAUGCCUUUUACCCAUCAUAUACUACCAGUAGACUGGUUAAAUUCGCCCAUUGUAUUUGACAUACAAGUUAGGAAGCAUAGUUCAUGUAGCAAUAAAAUCUAGAGGGCCUCAUAAACCUGUUUUGAUAGAGAUAUAUAA